GAGUUUGUGUCCUUGGCGGAGAUGGAGGACACCCUACUGAAGAACCUUUUCCAAGGCUACCAGCGCUGGGUCAGGCCCAUCCAGCACGUCAACGACACUAUUAGGGUCCGCUUCGGACUCAAGAUCUCCCAGCUGGUUGAUGUGGAUGAGAAGAACCAGCUAAUGACAACUAACGUCUGGCUUUGUCAGGAGUGGAUCGAUUACAAGCUGCGAUGGAAUCCCGACAAAUACGGAGGAAUCACUUCCAUCAGAGUCCCCUCUGAAAAUAUUUGGCUCCCAGACAUCGUCCUCUAUGAGAAUGCUGAUGGGAGGUUUGAGGGCUCUCUGAUGACAAAAGCCAUUGUCAAGUUCAAUGGUGCCAUCACCUGGACACCACCUGCAAGUUACAAAUCCGCAUGCACGAUGGACGUCACCUUCUUCCCAUUCGACCGCCAGAACUGCACCAUGAAGUUUGGCUCCUGGACAUAUGAUGGUAACAUGGUGGACCUGGUCCUGAUAGACAACCAGGUAGACCGGAAGGACUUCUUCGAUAAUGGGGAGUGGGAGAUCCUUAGUGCCACUGGUGUCAGAGGGAACAGGAUGGACGACACGUAUUCGUACCCCUUUCUCACAUAUUCUUUCAUUCUGAAGAGGUUGCCGUUGUUCUACACCCUUUUCCUCAUCAUCCCUUGUUUGGGUUUGUCCUUUCUGACUGUCCUGGUGUUUUACCUUCCCUCGGAUGAAGGAGAAAAGCUUUCACUCUCCACCUCUGUCCUUGUGUCGCUCACUGUGUUCCUCCUGGUCAUAGAAGAAAUCAUCCCCUCCUCCUCCAAGGUGAUCCCGCUCAUUGGAGAGUACCUGCUGUUCAUCAUGAUAUUUGUAACACUGUCAAUCAUCGUCACUGUCUUUGUCAUCAACGUGCACCACCGCUCCUCAGCCAGCUACCACCCCAUGUCGCCGUGGGUCCGUAAUCUCUUCCUUCAGAAACUCCCGAGGUUGCUCUGUAUGCGUGGACACACCGACCGCUACCACUACCCAGAGCUGGCUCCUGAAAGCCCCGAGCUCAAGCCUCGCUCUGGAGGUCGGAAAGGAGGCCAGAAGGCGAACAGCGGAACUCAAGGACAGACAACUUCUGAUGGGAAGGAGGACGAGGCCUGGGCGACCAUGUUGGACAAGGCUAUCUACUCGGUGCGUUACAUCAGCAGACACAUCCGCAAGGAACACUUCAUCCACGAGGUGGUACAAGACUGGAAGUUUGUGGCCCAGGUGUUAGACAGGAUCUUCCUGUGGGCUUUCCUCACCGUCUCAGUACUGGGCACUGUCCUCAUCUUCACUCCAGCUCUGUACAUGUUUUUUAAAAUCCCUCCUCCAACUGCAAGCGAGGAUCCACCUUCAAACUAG
This is a messenger RNA of Perca flavescens (yellow perch), 1380 nucleotides long. Its product is annotated as neuronal acetylcholine receptor subunit non-alpha-2. The transcript has 5 exons. Bases 22 to 1380 code for a protein of 452 amino acids. Gene Ontology annotation, molecular function: acetylcholine-gated monoatomic cation-selective channel activity; transmembrane signaling receptor activity. Gene Ontology annotation, cellular component: postsynaptic membrane. NCBI's taxonomy places the organism in Eukaryota, Metazoa, Chordata, Actinopteri, Perciformes, Percidae. Gene Ontology annotation, biological process: monoatomic ion transmembrane transport. The record is from RefSeq and is a predicted model, not a curated record.